CUCAGCUCAACUCUCCAAGAUUUUGAUCCUCAUUCGGUCUCUGCAAAAAUUCCCAUUCAAGGACCAGAUCCUUAAACUUGUGAUGGCCGCCUCUUCUAAACGUCCCAACUCUCAGGCUACCCCUCCUCCAGGAUGGUCAAUGGAUCCAGAGGAGCUCGACUACGAGACUGAUUGGGCCCCGGAAGGUAGCUGGGGGUAUCAGAUCGGUGUUGACUACGGACUCGGGAAAUGUAUCCCCGUUAUGUGCGACCCGAUUGGGGGGGUUUGA
Messenger RNA from Penicillium subrubescens, 268 nucleotides. RefSeq lists its product as uncharacterized. The transcript has 2 exons. Bases 83 to 268 code for a protein of 61 amino acids. The record is from RefSeq and is a predicted model, not a curated record. Lineage: Eukaryota; Fungi; Ascomycota; Eurotiomycetes; Eurotiales; Aspergillaceae.